AUGUGGCCAUGCCCAGCGUUACCGCUCAAAAACAGCAACCUGGCAAGUCGCGAGGAUGUGUCCGGCCAGUUUGAUGACAUGGCGGGACAAGCCAAAUUGCUCAUCGAGCGAUUUGCGAGGUACGCGGUGGGGGCCUCUAGGGCGGAGAUCAAGCGGCGUGUCGAGAGCGCCAACGAGCUCGCCCAGAAAAACAAGUGGAAGGUCGAGGUAACCCUUGAGGACAAAGGGAUCAAGAAUGAACUCAUUGAAGAGAUUGUCGAGAGAAAGAUGAAGCUCCUCGUAGGCAAACAGGGUGAAAUGUUGAGUACGCCUGCGGCAAGGCAUACCAUCGCCUUAACCGGCAAGAUGGCACCAGUAUACGACGUGGAAUACGAUUUCCACCCAGACGGUGCCGCGAUCCCUUACCUGGUCGAAGUCGAUUCCUCCUCAGCAGGUUCCAGCCCGGUCCUCCACCACCCUUCCGAUCUCGAAGAUGUCGACUACUGGUUUCGACUUGAGUAUGCCGACUGGGAAUCGGCUGUCAAUAAGGACCCAAAGACACGUGACUCUUCAGCUCCACGACCUGUUGCUAGGAACAAGAGAUCGUGGAACGGAAGAGGCGAGAUGGAAAAGCGUGUUAAGAGGCAGAGGCUGGACCUCGAUGGAUCUUUCAAUACGGCUCUCCUCGAUAAACAAGCCAUACAUCGCAAGGGCACAAGCAAUCUGACCCACAAACACAACUACCGUUUCUGGUUCUUGCGUGCUACGGCAUGA
Messenger RNA from Neurospora tetrasperma FGSC 2508, 753 nucleotides. RefSeq lists its product as uncharacterized. NCBI's taxonomy places the organism in Eukaryota, Fungi, Ascomycota, Sordariomycetes, Sordariales, Sordariaceae. The record is from RefSeq and is a predicted model, not a curated record. The transcript has 3 exons. Bases 1 to 753 code for a protein of 250 amino acids.